GUCAAAGUCAGAAUCAUUUGUAGGUUGUAAUUUUGUUAUUAUUAAUUGUCCGUUUUUACUUUCGUUGUUGCCAAAUAUAACUACUGAACUUUGAUUAGAAAUGCGUUUACUUACAUUUAGUUUUCUUAAAAACUGUAAAUGGAAGGCGUGGAUGCAGAAUCCAAGGAAGAUCAGCAGUGGUACAGUCCGUUCAACAGUUGAGGAGAAAAUCACUGGAGACCCCAAUUUAAUAUAUAUACAUCCAUCGUGGAAGGCUGAUGAGGAACAGCAUCUACGUACAGCAAUCAUGACUGAUAUGCAGGUGCUGCCAGAUUUUGUCACCGAAGCAGAGGAGACAUCUCUGUUGGCCGAACUGGAGAAUAUAAAAAAAUACCGUUUCGAUAUGUGUGAGUGGUGUACGCAGGCAAUCCAAGGGUUCCGUGAGACAGAGCGCAGCACGUGGAGCGAAGAGAACGCCCUGGUGAUGUCACGUGUGCGCGGCGCCGCGUUCUCGAGUGCACGUGCGGGCGAGGCGCUGCCGCACGUGCACGUGCUCGACCUCGCCGCCGCCGGACACAUCCGGCCCCACGUGGACGCACUCAGGUUCUGCGGCGAGGUGAUUGCAGGCAUCAGCCUGCUGUCGACGGCAGUGAUGCGCCUGGAACACGCACAGAGACCGCAGCUGCGGCUCGACGCACUCCUCCCGCAGAGAUCACUCUAUAUUAUGAGGGGCGUGGCGCGGUACGAGUUCACGCACGCGGUGUGCGGCGGCGCGGGAGCCCCGAGCACGUGGCGCGGGGCUCCGGUCCCGCGCCGGCGCCGCCUCGCGCUCAUCUCGCGCAGUCGGCCGCCGCCGACCGCAUGCUGACGCACGCCACUACAAACAGACAAGAGAGAAGAUUAUAGUAUAUUAUAUGAUAGUAUUAUUGACGAAUUUAAUUUCCCAUUAUUGUACUUUCCUAUUUUAUAUAACUUUGAAUAAUGUAAAUAUUUAGUACUAAAAACAAUGUGAUACAAUGUUAUGUGCCCUCAAUGUACAAACAUAAUAUAGAAGUGUGAAAUUAUUUAUUAUGUAUAAGGUAAAUAAAAUAUUUGAAGUUUA
Messenger RNA from Achroia grisella, 1081 nucleotides. RefSeq names its product alpha-ketoglutarate-dependent dioxygenase alkB homolog 7, mitochondrial. NCBI's taxonomy places the organism in Eukaryota, Metazoa, Arthropoda, Insecta, Lepidoptera, Pyralidae. The record is from RefSeq and is a predicted model, not a curated record. Bases 101 to 847 code for a protein of 248 amino acids. The transcript has 7 exons. Gene Ontology annotation, cellular component: mitochondrial matrix. Gene Ontology annotation, biological process: DNA damage response; fatty acid metabolic process.